Messenger RNA from Scheffersomyces amazonensis, 1370 nucleotides. It is a transcript of the gene NTG1, whose product is annotated as bifunctional N-glycosylase/AP lyase. Gene Ontology annotation, biological process: nucleotide-excision repair; base-excision repair, AP site formation; base-excision repair. Gene Ontology annotation, cellular component: nucleus. NCBI's taxonomy places the organism in Eukaryota, Fungi, Ascomycota, Pichiomycetes, Serinales, Debaryomycetaceae. The coding region runs from base 119 to 1180 and encodes 353 amino acids. The transcript has a single exon. Gene Ontology annotation, molecular function: DNA-(apurinic or apyrimidinic site) endonuclease activity; oxidized pyrimidine nucleobase lesion DNA N-glycosylase activity. The record is from RefSeq and is a predicted model, not a curated record.
GUUUUUUUUCUUUGAGUCAUAUUGCUAAUUUCUCCUGCACAACGGUUGUACGGAUCUGAUGAACUAUUAUAAGUCACGAGAUUAGUAUAUUACAAUUUAAUGAAUUUAUAGACAUUAAAUGGCAGUAAAAAGAAGUAGAAAAUGUAUAGAUUCAGUAAAGUCUUUGGCAUCGACAACUAAUACUGAAUCUCCAAGGAGAAAAAUCAAACUUGAAGCCUAUGAAGCUAUCAAGAAAGAAGAAUCUGAACCAUCCUUGAAAGUAGCCAAUGAAGAGAUUAGGAUUUCCAAGCAUAUAAAAGUCGAAAUAGAAAAAUCUUCAUUAAUCGAACCAAAUAUAUUCCCAUUUGUAGAUAAAGAACAUGAGUCAAUAGGUCCUAAGAAAUGGUCUCAAAUCUACAAUGAAAUUGUAAAGAUGAGAGCCCAGUUCAUGGCACCAGUCGAUACACAAGGUUGUGAAAGGAUGCCUAAUACAAUAAAUCCUAAUAUUAAACAACGAAAUCCAAGAACUUAUAGGUUUCAAUUACUUAUAUCUUUAAUGUUAUCAUCACAAACUAAAGAUGAAGUAAAUUAUGAUGCAAUGAUGAAAUUACAUCAUGGUAUGAUAGAAAAAGGGUUUGCAGAAGGUUUAACAUUAGAGGCUAUAGAAAACUUAAGCGAAUCAGAAAUUGAUUCAUAUAUCAAUAAGGUAGGCUUUCAUAAUAGGAAAUCCCAAUAUAUUAAGAAGACUUGUCAAAUUCUUCGAGAAAAAUAUAACGGAGAUAUACCUAAAACAAUUGAGGAAAUUGUAGAAUUCCCGGGAGUUGGACCCAAAAUGGGUUAUCUCCUUCUUCAAAAUGGUUGGAAUAUAAAUAGUGGUAUAGGUGUUGAUAUUCAUCUACAUAGAUUAGCACAAAUGUGGGGUUGGGUACCUAAGAAUUCUAAAAGUCCAGAAAAUACCCGGCUUGAGUUAGAAAAAUGGCUACCAGAAAAAUACUGGGCUGAUGUUAACCCCUUAACUGUAGGUUUUGGACAAGUAAUAUGUCCUUCGAAGGGGAGUAAUUGUGACUUGUGUAGUUUGGCAAGUAAGGGAUUAUGUACAUCAGCUAAUAAGAAACUAUUGAGGGGCUCAUUGACAGAAGAAAGGAAAAAUAAACUCUUGAGUAAUAGAGCAGAUUUAACAAAGUUAAUAGAAAGUUUAUAAUUAUACUAUUUAAUAUUUAGUAAUAUUUGAAAUCAACUUGAGUUUCUAGAUUUCUUUAACAUUUACUGCGAAAUUUGUUGUCAAAGCUGAUAAAUGUGUGUCAUUCAAUAUUUUUUAAGUAUUCUAUCAAUUAUAUACUAAUUGAGCACUUUAGCCCUUUAUAGCCGAAGCGAGACUCAUCUUGGACGUA